AUGCCUGCAGCACCGGAUUAUUGUGGUUGGGGUGCGAAACAGGGCAGUAAAGUACGUUCAUGGAAGAACCGGUACUUUGUUCUUCAUGGAUGUGAACUGGUUUAUUUUUCUGGAGUGAGGAGCGAUGGCAGUGGCGCGGGCAGUGGUGAAAAAGGUCGUCUUCAAGUGGUGGAUGUGGAUUAUACACCCGAGCGGAAGAACGGGUUAUGGAUUCAUGGAAAAGAGAAACAUCUCAUGAUGACAACAUCUAGUGUAGAGGAAAGUCGACUGCUAUUUCGUAAAAUUAAACAAGCCAUUGGAGAGCAGGAAACAAGCUUUCGACUAUCAGGAGGACAAAUGACCCAGAAGAGGUCUAUUAAAAAGCAAGAUGGAAUCCAAAAGAUAGAGAUGCUCGAUGACACGUCGUUAAUGACGCAAAAGAAAGACUUGAGAUUAGUGUGUGAAGGUUGGGUGGAAAAGCUUGGACAACGUAGCAAGAUCUGGAAGAAGCGCUAUAUGUCAUUAUUAGCGAAUGGAAUGCUGGAGUAUCGUAAGGGGAGGACCCAUGGAUCAGGUAUUGGCGGAAAUAAAGUAGGAAAACCGCAACUGCAUUCAGCUGAAAAACUUUCCGAUUUGGCAUUUCCGUCACCGACUGAAAGUCGACACAGCAAGCGUCAUCAAUUGUCGUUUGACCGACACAUGUAUGAAGACAACAAAAAGUCCAGGUCACUGUCACCAAGUGAACGAUCAUCAACUCCUUCUGAUGCCGAUCGCUUUUCUAACACUCAAGUCUCUAAGGUUGAUAAUAACCGUAUGAAGAGGGGAUGGUUGUACAAACAAGGAAGCGACACGUCGUCAUGGAUGCUGCGGUACUUUGUUUUAAGCGGAAAUACUCUUCAUCACUACAAACAUGUAAACGGGACGUCGGAGGCACUUGGAAAUGUGACUAGCGUCACUCGUAGCAAUGAGUCAACAGGGUCACUAGGUGUUCAAUUUGAUGAUGGAAGUACUCUCAACGUGUACGGUGAAACAAAAGCUGACACUGAGGCGUGGCAUACUGCUCUUUGCAAGGCAUCGCGGAAUGCAGCAGACAACACAAUGAAGAGGGAAUGCGUCUUGAGAAAAGAAGACGAAGAGAUUCACGAGGACAAUGGUUUUCACGGGUGGCUAUUGAAAAAGGGACAAAACUUUAAAACCUGGAAACGACGAUAUUUUGUGCUUGAACGCAGUCGUCUAGCGUACAGUGCGUCUGCUGGAAGCGAAAUCUUGGGCUCUGGUGUAGUGUUUGAAGUAGAGGUGGGAGAUCUCCGUCCUUUUUGUCUCGACGUUCGGUUUCAGAACGGCCGACUGCUUCAUGUCGUUGCACCAACCCAAGAAGCGUUCUUGAAAUGGUUUGAUGUGCUUCGCAAAGCAUCUAACUUGGUCGAGUCAUUUUUAGCACAAAGUAAUGGAAACGCUGUCAUUGGUGAAGAAUUUGAUAACGACAUAGGUGAGUGUGAGAAUGUAAAUGAUGUGGAUGUGGAGUUCACCGUUGAGAACAUUUCUGAGUACGAAACGACUCUACUUGACGGUGAAGGAGCUUCCUUGUGGAUUGCAGCCAUGCAAAACAAACCCGAGUACGACGCAUUAAGCAGCUCAACAUCGUCAGAGGAUUGUAACGACAACGUUGCCGAGUCUGAAAUUGUUCCACGUGUGAUUGAAGCGUCAUCAAUGACCCCAAAUGACUCACAGGGAUGUGUAGGGUGGCUAAAGAAGGAAGGCAAGAAUAUCAAGAGCUGGAAACUGCGAUACUUUACUCUCUACGGGUCAAAGCUGAGUUAUUAUAAAAGCAAAAAGGGCUCUCUACUGCGUUCUGUCAACGUUGUGAAUGUUGCUGUGCAUCCAUCGAUCUCCCGAGGACUAGUGAUAUCUACUGUUGGUGGCCGAAAGCUAAUUGUUCAUGCUGAAUCAACUGAGGAGUUUGAUAAAUGGCUCGAUUCGAUUCGAAAAGCUGUGUCAGAAGAGAACGACCGAACAUUAGCAGUAAUGGCGACACCAACGGUGAAUAGUAUCAUGGACAGUAAUCGAUCGCCUGAGAACUCGAAAGUCUCGAUAAGUCACAGUGGUUGGCUGCAAAAGGAAGGCCAGCGAUUCAAGACUUGGAAACGGCGCUUCUUCACGUUGAAAAAUAGUGCUUUGAUCUAUUAUAGCGAGAUUGGCGGUGUAGCACGAGGGCAUGGCAUUGUAAAAGGUGCUCAUCAGGAUGAUACGAAGCCAAAGACUCUCGUGAUCACGUUUCGUAGUGACAAGACUAUGCGCGUGACAGCAGCAAGUGAAGCUGAGAUCAAGUCGUGGUUUCGAGUCUUUUCUCAGAUCGAUUUACUCAACAGUAAGAUGACUCGUGGAUGUUCUGAUGCGAGCGAUGAUGUUGUCGACUCCGAGGCAGAAGACGGUGAUGGAGAGAGUACAACACGAAUGAGUCGAUUCGACCCGAGCGAUUAUCUGAACGACACGAUCAGUAACGAUACUAUAUUGCGGCUACGUGACGAGAACGGGAAAGCGACAGUCUUGGAAUCAGACAACGAUACGGUCCUUAACACAUCCCGUACUUUCAUAGGUGAGCUAAUGUUUGAUGAAGAAGAAGAGGAGAAGGAAGACAUGAGUCUUACUAUCAAUGGUGAAGACUACUAUCGUGAAUUACUUGCUGAAGAUGUGCGAAUCCACAACCAACGUUUAGCAGAAAAGCUAGCAACUGGAGAACUACCAGUUACUGGAUGCACUCCAUGUUGUAAUCUAAUGUAA
Messenger RNA from Peronospora belbahrii, 2760 nucleotides. The record is from the annotation of a GenBank genome assembly. Lineage: Eukaryota; Oomycota; Peronosporomycetes; Peronosporales; Peronosporaceae.